ACCCGACUCGGCAGCAGCAUGCCGGCCGACACGACGGCCUCCUCCUACUACCUCGGCCUGCGCGUGGCCGUGGGCGUCCUCGUCGGCUUUGCCGCCGCCCGGCGCGGCCUCAAGAAGAAGUCGCUCGAUCACUCCGGUGCCAUUGCUGCCUUCCUCGUCGGCGCCAUCUCCAUGGCCUGCGGCUACCGCUUCGGCAUCCUCCUCCUCGGCUUUUACUUUUCUGGCUCCAAGCUCACGACGUUCCAAGAGGCGCGAAAGGCCACCUUGGACGCUGCCGUCAAAGAAGGCGGCCAGCGCAGCGCGCGCCAAGUCCUCGCCUGCAGCCUCCUCGCCUGUGUUGUCUGCGUUGUCUAUGCCAUCGGCUAUAUCGACGACGCACCGCUCGAUGCGUCGACACGCCCGACGGCUACGUUUCUCUGGGGCUGCUACAUUGGGCACUAUGCUUGCUGUGCCGCGGAUACGUGGGCGUCGGAACUGGGUGUGCUUGCGCCGGCUGCGCCCGUCCUCAUCACCAACUGGUGCAAGCGCGUGCCUCCGGGCACGAACGGCGGCGUCUCGUUCGUAGGCACCGUCGCGUCGGCGGCCGGUGGCGCGUUUAUCGGCCUCCUCUUCUACGUCUACGGCGCCAUCUUCUUGGAGUCGUCCAGCGUCCCGCAAUGGCCGGCGAUUCCGUUUGGCCUUUUCAUGGGCGUCCUCGGGUCCCUCUUGGACUCGGUGCUUGGCGCGACCGUCCAGGUAACGUGGUACGACGAGUCGGCCCAAAAGAUCGUGUCGGCGCCCGCAACGCACGAGCCUUUCGCCUACCGGCACGUGUGCGGCUACGACAUUCUGUCGAACGAGCAAGUGAACCUCGUCUCGGUCGCACUCACGACGCUUGGCAGUGGAUACGUCGCCCAGUACUUCUUUUAAGCAUCCGGCACCAUCAAGUCUCAAGC
Molecule: messenger RNA, 935 nt
Organism: Saprolegnia parasitica CBS 223.65
Lineage: Eukaryota; Oomycota; Saprolegniomycetes; Saprolegniales; Saprolegniaceae
Exons: 1
Coding region: 19-909 (296 amino acids)
Cellular component (GO): membrane
Source: RefSeq, a predicted model, not a curated record